Messenger RNA from Pogonomyrmex barbatus (red harvester ant), 2469 nucleotides. RefSeq names its product cytochrome P450 6a2. Lineage: Eukaryota; Metazoa; Arthropoda; Insecta; Hymenoptera; Formicidae. Gene Ontology annotation, molecular function: monooxygenase activity; iron ion binding; oxidoreductase activity, acting on paired donors, with incorporation or reduction of molecular oxygen. The record is from RefSeq and is a predicted model, not a curated record.
CCCCUGACGAUCUCACGCAGAAAACAUUGUGCAGUGUUAUCUUUCUCGUGCAGCUAUGUCUUUGAAUUAUUAUUAACGUUUAAAUUGUCACAGAAUUUAUCGAGAGUUAAGUUGAUCAAUAAGUAACAGGUAUUGCAAUCAUAAAAUCACAGAAUUAACGAUGGCUGCGGGAAUGUUUGAAAUUCUCUGUGUUUGCGUGAUGAUUUUAUGGUUACUUUAUUAUUAUUUGACUGCUGACUUUGAUUAUUGGACAUCGCGCGGAAUUAAUGGACCGAAACCGAUUCCAUUUUUCGGUAACAUUGCCGAAUUCAUGUUGGGAAAAAAUUGCUUAGGCAAUUUUUAUAAAAAGAUUUACGAUCGAUAUACAAAAGAGCCUAUGGUAGGUUUAUUUUUGAGAGGAAAUCCCGCACUUAUGUUGAGAGAUCCUGAUUAUAUCAAGCAAGUACUAAUUAAGGACUUCACUGUCUUUAGCGAUCGGGAUGGAAAAGUUUAUGAAAAGGCCGACCCCAUGUCCAUGCACCUCUUCAGGAUCGACGCUGCUAGAUGGCGACCAUUAAGAAUAAGGCUCUCGCCCGUCUUCACGUCCGGAAAGUUGAAGGACAUGUUUCACUUGUUGCUGAACUGUUCCGACCACUUCGAAAAGUAUCUGAACGAGAUAGUGCCCAAAGACGGAAUCGUCGAGUGCCGGGAUCUAACGUCCAAAUUCACAGUCGACGUGAUCGGAUCAUGCGUCUUCGGCAUUGAGAUGAACGCGUUAAAAGAAGAGAAUAAUCAAUUUCAAAAAAUGGGUCGUAGGAUCUUCCGUAACACUCUAAAGUCCUUCCUUAAAAAUAUCUUGAAAGAAAUACCGUGGCUCUACCAGCGUAUCGGAUACAUCUUAGACGAUCAUGUCGUGACCAAGUUUAUGACGAAUCUUACCCGGGAAACCAUAGAAUACAGGAAGCAGAACAACAUACGCCGGCACGAUUUCAUUGAUACCCUUAUUGAUUUCAAGGAUAAUCCCGAGAAAUUGGGUAUUAACCAUAUAACUGAUGAACUUGUUGCUGCUCAAGCGUUUGUAUUCUUCGCGGCUGGUUUUGAGACAUCCUCCACUACGAUGUCCAACGCGAUGUAUGAACUGGCGAAGAAUCAAUCAAUUCAAGAAAAAGUUCGAGAAGAAAUCAAAGACAUCCUUAAGAGUAGUAACGGUGAAAUAUUGUACGACGAUAUUAAGAAGAUGAGUUAUUUGGACAAGAUCUUUCAAGAAACUCUUAGGAAAUAUCCACCAGUAAUGUAUCUUACGAGAAAACCUCUACAAGAUUAUGUCUUUGAAGAGACUAAAAUCACUUUAAGAAAAGGAUUAAGAGUAAUAAUACCCAUUUAUGCUAUUCAAAAUGAUCCGAAUAUUUAUCCAGAUCCGGAUGUUUUUGAUCCUGAACGAUUCAGCGCGGAAAAUGUAAGCCAGAGGAAUGCCAUGCAUUAUUUGCCCUUUGGAAACGGUCCAAGAAACUGUAUCGGUGCAAGGUUUGCUAUUAAUCAGACCAAGGUUGGUUUAAUCAAAGUCCUGAUGAAUUAUAAAAUAGAUGUUUGUGAGAAAACUCAGAUUCCUGUUCUCGCUCCUUUGAGCUCUUUGAUGUUGCAAACAACUCAUGGUAUAUAUGUAAAAUUAACCAAGUUUACGUAACAAGGUAAUUACGAUAUGAUAUAAUUUGUAUUUACGUAUUCAUAUUAUCAUUUAAUAAAACGAUGCAAAACGACAUUAAAAAAUGUUAUUACGUUUCACUGUAAAAAAUAUUAUUUGUUUCACUGUAAUAUUUACUUGUUCCAUCAUCGUCUGUAUGUUAUAUCAAGUCAAUAAGAAAAUAUUUAUUAAAAAACUUAGAUAUAACUUAGAUAUCGAAUUAGAAAUUUCUUAUAACACAAUUAAAUGACUAUAAUCAAUUUAGCACAGAUAUAUUUAAAUAUUCGCACAAUCUGACUCUAAAGGAUUUCAUUUUUUUUUUCAUCUAUGAAUCUUGUUCAUUUGUUAAUAUGAAUAAUACGAAUAAACUUUUUUCGCGUUCUUUUUACGUAAUCAUAAUUUUAUAAAUUUUUUAUAUGAAAAUAAAAUUAUCGUAUAUUGAUUUGACAUCUAUGCAAUACUAUUCAGUAAUAUUAAGAAAGACUAAUUGUAAGAAAAUUUAUGCAAUAUUUAUGCAAUAUUAUUAUACAAUAAUAUAAAUGUAACAAUAUGAAAAAGAUAAAUAAAAUUAGAGAAAUAAAAUUAAGUAAUAAUUCAAAGUGCAAUGUUUAUUUUAGCAAUAUUGUUUAUGUAUUGCUGUACUGUAUGUAACUAUCAAUUGCUAAUGAUAAUAAUUACAUAAAUGAACAGAAGAAGAUAAUAUGUUUAACUCAUUAAUCUUUAUCAUACUCUCGUUUUUAUCACAACGAAUGUAGGACGCAAAAUGAAAUUACAAGUGUUAAUUGAUUAAACAACGCAAGAAUAUACAA